Molecule: messenger RNA, 2176 nt
Organism: Aphanomyces astaci
Lineage: Eukaryota; Oomycota; Saprolegniomycetes; Saprolegniales; Verrucalvaceae
Exons: 7
Coding region: 41-2116 (691 amino acids)
Source: RefSeq, a predicted model, not a curated record
CGAAAUUUGGGAUUUCCUUGCGGCGAGGCACGACGACGUGAUGGACGCGUCGGGGGAAGACACUGAGGAGCAACGCGGGGCGGCGUCCCUGCUUCAAGUGGUGCAGAAGGAACUCCAGGCGCACACGUCGGCGAUCCGCGUCGUCUUGACCAAGCUGGCAGAGCGCCUUGUGGCACUGGAGCGUCGCGUGGACGGGAAGAGUGCGGCGGUGCAGUCGAUGGAGACGCUGCUGCAUUCGAUGACAGGUCAACUGCACGACUUGCACGGCAACAUGGGGGAGUGGCAGGAACCCGUGCAGAUGAUGCGGAGCAACAUGCAAGCGCUCGUAAAUACAUGCGACAAGUUGGAUCAGACUAGCACAGCUCAUAGCACGUUGCUGGAACGGCAGGCCCAUGCUUUGCACUCGCUAAACACCAAGUUGGAUGACACGACCAAGUCCAGCGCCACCAGCACCAAGCAAGAGAUCGAAGUGCUCGUGCAGAAGACAGACUCGCUGCACGGCCAUGUGCUGCAGCAACUUGAACACACUAAGACCGACCUCGCCACCAAACUCGACGACGUCACCAAAAAGGUCAACGUGCUGGACCAAGACAUGCAGGAGAUGAAGGAGGUUAAGCCACUGCCGCCGCCGUCCGUGCCGCCCCCCGUCGUCGUGCCCGUCCUCCCCGAAGGAACGACCAAAAUUCCCGUCGAAGUCCACGCCCGGCGACUCGCGGCGGGGAAGCCCAAGGGCGGCCGACUUACAGACUUGAAGCAGUUCCGCAUCCCAGACGACAUGCAGGAGCGACUAGAGCACAACAUCGCGGCGCUGUAUGCGACCUCGGUGGACGACCUCGUCCGACCCCACACCCCGGACGCGCUCCUGAAACCCGCCGCCGACGUGCUGCCGUGGUCCGGCACAUCCUGCCGCCACCACCUGCCGGACGUCGAGCCCCCCACGUCGGCCAACCAGAUGGCGUUCGUGCGGCAUCACACACAGGACGACAGCGUGAGUGCGACCGCGGACAUGCGCAACCACAUGCAGUCCAAAUUUCGCGCGAUUUACGCCAUGGUGAAUGCCGCCAGGGUCGACGCGCGAGGCAAGCAAGACGCGCUGCAUGUGAUAAUGAACAGGCACGUCGACGGCCUCCACGCCAAGAUCAAACUCUUGCGAGAACAAGUCCACCAACUCAUGCCGCUGGCCCCGCCCCAUCAACCGGCGGCCUCCCUGCUCGUCGUGGCCGACCAUGAGGGCUCCAGUGUGCCAGCGUUGCGCCUGGCGUUGCUCGAGUUGUCGCGCAACUUGCACGUCGUGCGCCAAUCCAAGAAACACAUGAGUGUCGACAUGCGGCGCAACGUGGACAAGAUCCUCGACGUGCUCAACGACGCGUACCACGUAUUAUCGAGUGACGAGACUCUGGCGCCUGCUGUCGUGAUAAAGCACACAGAGCGAGUGGCGCGGGUGCUCGCGUUCGGCAUCCAGUCGACCGUGGAGCUGCUCUCGACCACGGACGCCGUGUCGUCCAAAGAGAUGCGGAAUACCCUCGUGGCGUUCUCGGACGCCGUCACAUCCCGCUUGCAAGCGAGCGACGCGGACGAAGUCGCGCGGCGACGGGCGGCGGCUGUCGAGCAGCAGUUGGAGCAGCUCAAGACCGACACCCACGGCGCGCUCUUGUCCAUGUCCGCCCGCCUCGACGAGCUCAAGCAGCGGGGGACCAUGGCUUCUCUGGGCGAACGAGGGGCCACGACGGUGCAGUCUCGCCACGACAUCAACGAGCGCGGGAAGCUGCUCGCAGCGUUCGAGCACGAUCUGCACCAGAUGAAACUGCACCUGCAAACGACGGAUGCGAUGCUCCAGAAGCUGUCGAGUGACUUGGAACACACCACGCGCCUCGUGUCUCGGUAUGUGCCCAACGUCCACGCGUCCGACGGGGAUAGUCCGUCCAAGGCCAAGAAAUAUGCAGCCAAAUCCUCCCGUGCGACUUUGCAAGCCCUCAACCCCUGCAGCAUUUCUGCGACGACGUUCCCCAAGCAAACGUCUCUUUCGACGUUGUGCGUCCAGAACGCAUUGCGACAGCCUAUCCGCAAGGCCCCUUUCACGCCGCCCUCGACCAAGCACCACCCCGAAUCAUCCUAAUCUGCCCCCUCCUACGAUUCGAACGAAUUAUUAAUUGGUCCAAUUGGUCGUACUUGUUCA